UAACUGCGAGGUAGAGAGAGAGAGAGAGAGGGAGGUAGCAGAUAGUGUUGAGUUGUAAGAGAGGGAAAGAACGAGAGUGAGUGAGAAUCACAUUCUGUCUACAUUGUUGUUGUAACAUAGCUGUCAAUUCAUUCCACAAUUUUUAUCAUGUCAGAGGAAUUCACAAAAGCUGCUGAAGAGGUGAAGGGGCUGAGUAUAACUCCAUCAAAUGAUGAGUUGUUGGAAUUAUAUUCUCUCUACAAACAAGCUACAGUUGGUGAUAUUAACACAGAAAAACCUGGCAUUUUGGACAUGAAAGCUAAGGCUAAAUGGAAUGCUUGGAAUGAUAGAAAAGGAACAUCAAAAGAAGAAGCAGAGACCUUGUACAUUAAAAAAGUUAAAGAGUUGAAAUCCAAACAAGGAUAAAGUUAAACAAGCUCUUGACCUGAUAGAGCCAGGAUUUGAUUCCUUUCACAUCUGCAGCCAUUAUGAACAUCUGUUGCUAAAUUAAUUUUUUUCUUAAAAUUAAAAUAAUUUCUAUAAUUUUC
Messenger RNA from Octopus bimaculoides (California two-spot octopus), 527 nucleotides. Its product is annotated as acyl-CoA-binding protein. Lineage: Eukaryota; Metazoa; Mollusca; Cephalopoda; Octopoda; Octopodidae. The record is from RefSeq and is a predicted model, not a curated record. Gene Ontology annotation, biological process: fatty acid metabolic process. Gene Ontology annotation, molecular function: fatty-acyl-CoA binding.